Molecule: messenger RNA, 1942 nt
Organism: Paramacrobiotus metropolitanus
Lineage: Eukaryota; Metazoa; Tardigrada; Eutardigrada; Parachela; Macrobiotidae
Exons: 3
Coding region: 460-1179 (239 amino acids)
Molecular function (GO): protein binding
Source: RefSeq, a predicted model, not a curated record
CAGUCUUUACUUCGGUCCCUUAAUCACUUACAGGAGACGCGAAGCUGUUUGGCAGGCCUUCUUCUGUAAAUACCAAAAACGGCUCAGCGCUCUGCCGGUUCUGCGAGGGAACUGUAUCUGUAUGAAGAUAUUAAACGAUCGACGUAUGUGUGGAAUGCGGUGGAUGUGGAGGUUGAAUGACUCUUGCAGCACGGACAUGUAAUUGGACUGAAAAAGGUCCAGAGACGCCGGCCGCGUCUAAUUAUUGAUUUCGGUUGUCAGUCUCAGCAGUCGACUCUGGCGGAUUAUGGGAAGGUUUUCGAUUGCUCGCAACAAGCAGAAGAUAAUGCCGACUAUCAGAAUCCCCUACUCACCAAGGUGGCGCUUCUGUGCACCCAUCCCGACCAGCCAUGGAAAUGGUAUCCCGUCAAUGUAGUUAAGGGCCAGAUUGCGGAGGGUAAAUACGCUUUGGUGGAGGCAAUGCUUGGCCCGCAUCCCGUCCGCGAACUGUUGCCCUCCAUUCAAAUUCGACCGCGUCUAUCGCUCGAGGCGCUCGAAAUGAGAACUCUGCAGCCCGGUCAUUUCCAAAUUAGAACAUGCAGCGCUGCCAGAAAAAACCGGCAGAAGCGGAAGCACAAUAGGCCAGCCAGAUUCCCUCGUGGGGAUGUUGAGCGGAUAUCACGUGCUUGCUUGUUGUUAUCGGGUUUGGAUGAGACUGUUCGCUACCUCCAACGGAAGCCUCAUAAGUCGCUGACAACAAGCGACGCAGUGCAACUACGGUUGGAACUGGAGAAACGGCUGACCCUGGAAGCCGACUCCGAGUUGCAGCUAACGACGAACGAAGCCGACUCGGACGGCAUCAGUCUGUCGCUGCCACCGGAACUGUUGACUGAGAUCUUCCUCUCACUGGACACCAUCGAGCGGCAGCGCUUGCGGCGUACCUGCUGUCUGUGGGAGGAGAUUCUCACGUCGCCUGUACUGGCUCAAGACGUAAGACAAGACUCAAGACAUUCGCAACCCGGCUUUUCCGGCCGGGUGGCGAAUGACUGGAGCGCGGAUUUCGCAUUGCACGGCUGCAUCAUCAAGUGCAUGACCGCCGCUACGCGAACUGUCUGUCUGCGCGACAGAAAAGUGGAACAUGAUAAUAGCAUGGAGCAGGAGCGCUGCCUGGCGGCCGGUCAGGCGAUGGUAUCAAUCUAAGAAGCGCUGGAAGCAACCGGUGCCGGUCUGCACCGGUUGAUCCUCUAUCAGCGAUCGAUAUCCAUCAAAACGUUCGAUCGCACCUUGCUGGAGCAUUUGGACAGCGUCGUCGUUCUAUAUUCCAGCUUGGCGACCUGUUGUAAGCGAGUCAUUUGGAAGGACUAUGAAUUACACUUUGAUGAUGCGCAGAUGGAAAUCCGCAUUCCCUGUGCCGUCCUCGAUUUGCGCCAUGUCGAUGCGGCACAAAUUUGGGAUUGUUUGAACAGCACCUCACUAGCAGCGAUCCGUUGGACAUGGAGGUUCUGGAGUAUGUGACCAAUGAAUUUAUUGCCAGGAAGGUAACCAAUGUCUUCGACAAGCUGGUCGAGGCAGUUCUGCUGCUGGACGCGUUCCAAAGGCCAGACCCGCAUUCCUCCGGGCGCUGUUAUCGUCAGCAGUGGUCGUUGGCAGAUCUGGACAGCUUGGAUGUGAGGAAACUGAGCAAGUUCUGUCAGUAUGCGUGGGCUGCUUUCAUUUCAAGAUUGGACUUCGUGUCUUAGACUUUGUAUCUUAGAAUGGGGUUAGCAAUUGCUGUGCAGCGUGCGGUAUGACAAUUAUUAAAUUCAAAAGGCGCAAUGGAUUCGCUUUCUUUCAGUAUGCUUUUGUCAGUUCUGUAAUACCGUUUCGCAAUAUCUGUUCUCAGUCAGUUGCAAUUAUGGGAAAUGUGAACGAUUUUCCCGCAUUUCGUGAUUGAUCUUGUACCUGAUUACUGGAGGACGCUGAA